AUGGCGGCGGAUGCGGCUUUUGCCGACUUUGACGUGCUCGUCUUUGACAUUGAGGGCACCAUCUGUCCCAUCUCAUUCGUUCACGAUGUGCUGUUCCCCUACGCGCUAGACGUGCUCACCACGCACCUUGACAGUCAGUGGCAGCUGCCCAGCUUUGCCCCGUAUCGUGACGCCUUCCCCGAGGAGUUCCGUGCGGAUCGCGCCGCCUUUGAAUCACAUGUGCGCGAUCUGGUUGCGCGGGAUGUCAAAGCCCCCUACUUGAAGGCGCUCCAAGGGUACCUCUGGCAGGCAGGCUACGAAUCCGGCAAACUCAAAGCCCCCAUCUUCCCCGACGUGGCACCCGUCAUCUCGGCCGCUCACGCCGGCGGCAAGAAAAUACUGAUAUACUCUUCUGGCUCCGUCGCGGCCCAGAAGCUAUUCUUUGCUCACACAACUGCCCAACCUGCCAAUCUCACGCCCAUGAUCGAUGGUUGGUUUGAUACCGUCAACGCUGGACCCAAAACGGAUCCCGCCAGCUACGCCGCCAUCCUCUCCAGCCACCCAAACGUCCCACCCGCUCGCUGGCUCUUCCUGAGCGACAAUCUCGGCGAGGUCGGCGCGGCCAUCGCCGCUGGCAUGCGGAGUCUGCCGGUCUCGCGACCUGGCAACCCGCCUUUGCCCGAGAGCAACCCCCUGUCCAUGAUUGCCAUUUCCAGCUUCGGACCUGAAGCUGCUCAUCAGGUUCGGCUGUCACUCGCCGCUCCGAACCAGCGGCCUUGA
Drechmeria coniospora is the source of this 759-nucleotide messenger RNA. RefSeq names its product enolase-phosphatase. The transcript is spliced from 3 exons. Gene Ontology annotation, molecular function: magnesium ion binding; acireductone synthase activity. Bases 1 to 759 code for a protein of 252 amino acids. NCBI's taxonomy places the organism in Eukaryota, Fungi, Ascomycota, Sordariomycetes, Hypocreales, Ophiocordycipitaceae. The record is from RefSeq and is a predicted model, not a curated record.